GAAAAAGAAUAGCAUUCCUUUAAACCGACUUCUGGUUGAAAACGAAAUCAAAGCGAAGCUUAUAUAAGUUGAAGAUUUGCAAGAACAACAAUUUUGUGCAGAGAGCAUUUGAUCGACAACCAACCUGCAUUCAUGUUUAAAAUGGCGAACAACGAAUUCAAGUGGGGAAGUAUGAAGAUGACCCUCACGGUUGAUGAAUCCCGAACGCUCUACUCUUUGCUAGCAGGAGGGGAUGAACGCCCAUUUCUAGACAUCAUCGCCGAUUUUACAUCCAAGAUCCCUCGCACUCGUCAAUUUAUUGCCUGUUAUUCCCUCGCUAUUCUCUUGGAGCCAAAGAAGUUGCUUCAUGCCACACAACGUUUAGUGGGAUUUUCUAUUCUUCACCAGACAUAUUCCUCGCAAAAAUCUUCUUCUAAUCCGUUUAUAUCUUUUAUUGUACACGCUGCUUCUGACGAGGAAGCUGAAAAUUGUGAGAGGGCAUUUAUUUUCCAGCUUUUAGCAUCAGACAGCUCCAGUGAUGGCAAAGAGUUCCUGAAAAAGUCUGCCUCAGAUUACAUUGUACAUUUCGAUCCUUCAUUGCAUGCUUUACCUAAGCGAGAGCAGUUGCAACAACAGUUUUGUGAUGAAAUCCAAGCUCAAUCGUUUGAUUUCUUUUCUAAGGAUGCUUCUGUGAGAAAUGUGGUCCCAGACCCUGAUGUCCCACGGGGUUGUGAUGCAAAUUCUGUGGAGUUUGACCAGCAACCUGGAAUUGUACCUAAAGUGGGAUCUGGAGAAAAAGAUGUGGUGGGGUUAUUGUCUAAUGUAUCACCUCGAGGAUCAAGUCCUGAGUGGAUUAGGCCUCCUCCACCAAGGCUUCCGACACAGAAUGGAGAGUUAGUGUGGUUGAACGUUGACGAUGAUCAUGAACUUUCAUGGGACCAUGAAAUAUGUGUUGAUAGUAGUAGAGGUGCCGCUGCGAGGGACUUAAUUGCAAAAGCUGUGAAGGGCCCUCUUAUACCUGCUGAACACGAGCAAGCGGUGGAGGAGUUGGAAAAUGACCCAAAGCUUGUAUAUCAUUGUGGACUGACACCCAGAAAACUACCUGAACUGGUGGAAAACAAUCCUCUAGUUGCAGUUGAAGUUCUAAAGAAAUUGAUUAAUUCCCCUGAAAUUGCCGAGUAUUUUCAUGUGCUUGUUAACAUGGACAUGAGUUUACACUCUAUGGAAGUUGUCAACAGGCUAACGACAGCUGUCGAACUUCCCUCCGAGUUCAUACACAUGUACAUCAGUAAUUGUAUAUCAUCAUGUGAGAACAUUAAGGACAAGUACAUGCAGAACAGAUUAGUUCGACUUGUAUGUGUUUUUCUACAGAGUCUGAUUCGAAAUAACAUCAUCAAUGUGAAAGAUCUUUUCAUCGAAGUUCAAGCUUUCUGCAUCGAAUUCUCUCGCAUUAGAGAAGCGGCGGCGUUAUUCAGGCUUCUUAAAUCUUUGGAAUGAGACAGACAGACAGACAGAGUGCUUGCUGCAUCCAUCUCAGCCGCCAUCCUUUUUGUAAAUAGCAAUUGUUAGCAUUUUAUAUACUCGAGCCUUAGGAUCCCCUCUCUUCUCUCUCUCCUCUCCUACUGUCUCUCUGUUAUGGCUUAGCAAACAUUUGACUAAAUAUAUAUUUGGCUUAGCCCACUUCCCAUU
This is a messenger RNA of Cucurbita maxima (winter squash), 1668 nucleotides long. RefSeq names its product CCR4-NOT transcription complex subunit 11-like. Gene Ontology annotation, cellular component: CCR4-NOT complex. NCBI's taxonomy places the organism in Eukaryota, Viridiplantae, Streptophyta, Magnoliopsida, Cucurbitales, Cucurbitaceae. The transcript has 12 exons. Bases 133 to 1476 code for a protein of 447 amino acids. Gene Ontology annotation, biological process: mRNA catabolic process; negative regulation of translation. The record is from RefSeq and is a predicted model, not a curated record.